AUGUCCUACAAUGUGUCAUGCGACGUGGAAUGCUUGGGAUCGGACAGUUUCUCCAACACUAGCAGCAGCAGCAGCACUGGCAGUACAGAAGAGUUGUCCUUCACCUCAUCAGCCAUAUCAAUGACUGUGGGCAUUGUCUCCAACUCCCUAGCACUGUUUAUCCUUCUCAAAGCCUAUCACCGAUUCCGACUCAAGUCCAAGGCUUCCUUCUUGUUCUUUGCUAGUGGUCUUGUGGUCACUGACUUCUUUGGACACCUUAUCAAUGGGUCCUUGGCACUCUAUGUGUACAUGUCACACAAGGAAUGGGAGAUUUUUGACCCAAAGCAGGUUCUCUGUGGCUUCUUUGGUGUCUGUAUGACAUUCUUUGGUCUAAGUCCCCUAAUUCUUGGUAGUGUGAUGGCUGUAGAACGAUGCAUUGGAGUGACCCAACCACUCUUCCACACUACAGCCUUGGCCUCCCAUCACAUGAAGAAGCUAUUGGUGUUCACGUGGCUCCUAGCUUUGCUGAUAGCCCUACUUCCUGUGUUCCUAUGCCGGCCGUAUCAGGUUCAAAGCUCCAGAAGUUGGUGUUUCUUCAGAAUGGUGGGAGCCCGUGACUGGCUGGAUAUUUUUCUGCCCAUGAUUUUUUCUGGGUUGGGGUUGCUGUCUCUCUUUGUCUCCUUUGUGUGCAAUACCACAACUGGAUUGACGCUCCUGCAGACUAGAUGUCAACGAGACCGUUCCCACUGGCGGCAUCGCAAGUCCUCCUCCCACCAUUUUGAGAUGAUCUGCCAGCUCCUGGCAAUCAUGCUGGUUUCUUGUGUGUGUUGGGGCCCUUUCCUGGUUAAUAUUAUUAUUCUGAGCACACGAGACCAGAGUCAGGAAGCAUACGCCAGGAUGCUGCUCACUGUACGCCUGGCAACGUGGAACCAAAUCCUGGACCCGUGGAUUUACAUCCUCCUGCGCAAGGCAGUGCUGAGGAAACUCUUCCUGCUGACGAAAAAGUGCUGCGGCUGUAAUUCUGAAACUAGCCAUCGAUGGAAGUGCAGCAUUCUCAAGGGCUCUGUGGAGACCAGUACUACUGUCAGUGGGAGACCUGACUGUAUCUGCAUGAAUGGCCCGUUUCUGCCAGAUACAAUCAUCAAACCCAUCCCCAGAGUCUGA
Messenger RNA from Chanos chanos (milkfish), 1143 nucleotides. It is a transcript of the gene ptgfr, whose product is annotated as prostaglandin F receptor (FP). Gene Ontology annotation, biological process: positive regulation of cytosolic calcium ion concentration; adenylate cyclase-activating G protein-coupled receptor signaling pathway; inflammatory response. Lineage: Eukaryota; Metazoa; Chordata; Actinopteri; Gonorynchiformes; Chanidae. The record is from RefSeq and is a predicted model, not a curated record. The coding region runs from base 1 to 1143 and encodes 380 amino acids. The transcript has 2 exons. Gene Ontology annotation, molecular function: prostaglandin F receptor activity. Gene Ontology annotation, cellular component: plasma membrane.